AUGAUAGCUCGUUGCACACUGGUUUUGAAAGCUACGAGUCAAGUAGUUGCCGGUGUUAAGUACACCUUCGAAGUGCUUUAUGGUGAAUCGACUUGCAAGAAAGGAGACUUCUUGGCGGCCGACCUGAAUGCUACGAAUUGCCAAUUGAAAUCGGGUGGAAGACGUGCUGUAGGUUUUGUUUUCAAACUUUACGAAGUUGAACUGUGGGAGAAGCCAUGGGAAAAUUUUGAACAAUUCAACGUGAAAAAGCUCAGGAAUGUUGCUGCAGAUGAGGAGCUGUAA
Angiostrongylus costaricensis is the source of this 282-nucleotide messenger RNA. Lineage: Eukaryota; Metazoa; Nematoda; Chromadorea; Rhabditida; Metastrongylidae. The record is from the annotation of a GenBank genome assembly.